CUCAGCUUCUCUGCGACCAACAUGUCUGUAAAACUCGUCCUCCUGGCCGCCCUCGCGGCUCUGGCCUCCGCCGUCCCCCGUCCCGACUCUCCUCCCGUCUACCACGCUCCUCACCCGACCUACAAGCAGCCAGGAAUGCCCUUCGACUUCAGCUACGCCGUCAAAGACCCCUACUCGGGCAACGACUACGCCCACGCCCAGACCAGCGACGGUCACGUCACCUCCGGAUCCUACAGCGUGGCUCUUCCCGACGGCCGAACCGAGAUCGUCGAAUUCACCGCCGAUCACGACAACGGCUACGUCGCCAACGUCGCCUACGAGGGAGAGGCCUCGUACCCCGCCCACACCCCUCCUACCAUCCCCCUCCCUCCUACCACAAUGAAAUGUGAAAAUUUAAAUAAAGAGGCUGAACACAAGGUGGAUUCUGAGCUAAUCUGA
This is a messenger RNA of Penaeus vannamei (Pacific white shrimp), 438 nucleotides long. The record is from RefSeq and is a predicted model, not a curated record. Lineage: Eukaryota; Metazoa; Arthropoda; Malacostraca; Decapoda; Penaeidae.